Molecule: messenger RNA, 1008 nt
Organism: Trichechus manatus latirostris (Florida manatee)
Lineage: Eukaryota; Metazoa; Chordata; Mammalia; Sirenia; Trichechidae
Gene: GYPA
Product: glycophorin A (MNS blood group)
Exons: 7
Coding region: 97-498 (133 amino acids)
Cellular component (GO): plasma membrane
Source: RefSeq, a predicted model, not a curated record
AUAGCAUUUAGACAGCUUUGGUGGUUGUUGGGGGAAAGUACUGUAGAAUCUUCAUGUCCUUACCUUGAAUUUUGAAAGUGAUAUAAGCACCCAAGGAUGUAUAAAGAGAUAUUUCUUUUGUUACUCCUAUCAGGUUAUGUUUUCUCACAGAGUCCAUCAGGAGCAAUUUCUACUACUAGCAAGAAGGAAAGUGCAGCUUAUCCUGAUAGAAACCUCACCUCCCCAGAUUAUUUGCUCUCACAUAGCCCAUCAGGAGCAACUUCUAAUACUAAAACAACAGGUGUACAAGUUUCUACUGCUAUGGCCCAAACCACGCCAGGACGAAGAGAACAGAUGACCCACAUUUUCUCUGAACCAGGGAUAAUAGGCAUUAUUUUUGGGGUGAUGGUUGGUAUUGUUGGAACUGUCCUCUCCAUUGCUUACUGUGUUAGGUUCCUGAUAAAGAGAACGUCAGUUAAAGCAAAACCUCAAUCGUCAAUUGAUGCAGACGCUGCUUAAAUUCUGUUCAAACAAGAAAUCCAGUAACCAGUGAUAACCUGCUCACUUCGCCAAAUUUUGGAAGAACUCUAAGAAGACAGGAAGACUUCAGUCAAGUGAAACAUGAACGUGUAAAUUAGACAUGCUAAUAAACUUUAUAACUGCCUAAGUUGUACAAUUUCAGGGUGCAAAUAUCAUCAUAAUGAGUUCGAAUGAAUAAGCAAUGGAAAAAUGUGUCUGCUUAUUUAUAUUUCAGGAUAAAAAACACAAAUAUUUCCUUGCAGGCUUGCUUUUGUGUGUUAGCACAAUUUUUAUAAUUCUUUAAUUGGAAAUUGUAACCCAAAACUGCAUUUAGUUCCACCCGUAGUUCUUUAAGACUGAUUUAUUCUAUUCUGUUGUAUUUUCUUGAUUGUACUUAGAUGAACUCUAACUUCACUUCUCAUUUUGAACUUUGGAGUCUGUUUUCAUUUUCUUCUAAAUAAAUUAAGGGGACCCUGAAGUCCUGUUGUUUUUUUCAUUGCUGAAGAGGCA